CCUAAUUCACAACAAGUUGGACACGUAAAUGGAAUGGGUUCAUAAAAACGACGCUUAAAUAUCGUCUUACUAAUCGAAGUGUCCUCCAGUCGUAUGUAAAAACAUGAUUUCCGACCUAAUAUUGUUUGGAACGUUGAUGGUCAAUGCUGGUGCUGUUUUGAACUUCAACUUUAAGAAGAAACAAAAUGAGACGCAAGGCUUUGGAGAAAAGGACGCCUCUGAACCAACAACGGGAGACCAAAUCCGGCAGUUCCUUCAAAACUUGAAAUUCUUCCGCAUCUUUAUCGGUCUGUGGAAUAUUGCCGUCAUCCUCAUGAUGCUAGUAUUAUUUGGCUCGUAGCAGUCGUUCUGUCUGGCCGUGUACAUAUACACACAAGUGGUGACGUCGGGAUGGAAAAGGCUAGCUGAGUUUGUUGUGGGGACUGGAAGCAUUAAUGGCAUGUAAAUGAGUGCAUGUGUAGCAUAAGGCUACAAGAUAAUAUCAGGACCCAUUAGGCCGUAAAUCGAAUGACAUCACGCUUUGUUUACAUUUGCGCUUUUUGCUCGUACCCCCGCCCUGCAAACAGGGCGCUGGUAAGGGCUGAUGAACUUCACAGAAUCUUGUGAAGGAAGUACAGAUUGACCUUCGCAUGCAGCUAGCGCGCGCUACGCAUGAUGGGCACCGGAAGCUAGUUUGUGUGACGCGUUCUACGUCACAGGUCACCCAAAUCUAUCCAAUGAGAGCUCAAAUGACAUCAGCCCUUACCAGCGUCCUGUUUGCAGGGCGGAGGGUACGAGCGAAUUUGCGCUUUUCUAUGUGGUAGACUGUACCUAAAUCGUCUGGCGUCCCGACUUCACUCCCAUAGGAAAGCGCACAUGUAAACAAAGCCAUUAUGUCAUUAGGUCUUAGGUCUAUUCAGCAGAAGAUUUUCCUUUGCAAAAUGAAUUCAUGAACAAAUUGAGCAGAAAACUAUCAG
Patiria miniata (bat star) is the source of this 956-nucleotide messenger RNA. Its product is annotated as small integral membrane protein 7-like. The record is from RefSeq and is a predicted model, not a curated record. The coding region runs from base 104 to 340 and encodes 78 amino acids. The transcript has 5 exons. NCBI's taxonomy places the organism in Eukaryota, Metazoa, Echinodermata, Asteroidea, Valvatida, Asterinidae.